This is a messenger RNA of Penicillium robsamsonii, 879 nucleotides long. RefSeq lists its product as uncharacterized. Lineage: Eukaryota; Fungi; Ascomycota; Eurotiomycetes; Eurotiales; Aspergillaceae. The coding region runs from base 1 to 879 and encodes 292 amino acids. The record is from RefSeq and is a predicted model, not a curated record. The transcript has a single exon.
AUGCCAAGUCAACCCGGCAGUGUUCUUCUGUUAAAUGAUUUGGCCACGGACGAGCACUCUCCCUCGCAGCUUGCUGGGAGUGAUCCUCCUCUGGGUGACCUCAGCUUGCCGGGUCUAACGGUAGACUGGGACCAGCUGUAUAAUUUAGCGACGAACGAGCUCUCUUUCCCACAGCAACCGGGAAGUGAUAUUCAAUUGAACGAUUUGGCCACGGGCGAGCUCUCUCCCCCACAGCAACCGGGAAGUGAUCUUCCAUCGAACGAUUUAGCCACGGGCGAGCUCUCUCCCUCGCAGCUUGCUGGGAGUGAUCCCCCUCUGGGUGACCUCAGCUUGCCGGGUCUAACGGUAGACUGGGACCAGCUGUAUAAUUUAGCGACGAACGAGCUCUCUUUCCCACAGCCUGGAAGUGAUAUUCAAUUGAACAAUUUGGUCACGGGCGAGCUCUCUCCCCCACAGCCUGGAAGUGAUAUUCAAUUGAACGAUUUGGCCACGGGCGAGCUCUCUCCCCCACAGCAACCGGGAAGUGAUCUUCCAUCGAACGAUUUAGCCACGGACGAGCUCUCUCCCUCACGGCUUGCUGGGAGUGAUCCUCCUUUGGGUGACCUCAGCUUGCCAGGUCUACAGAUAGACUGGGACCAGCUGUUUAAUUUAGCGACGAAUGAGCUCUCUUUCCCACAGCAACCUGGAAGUGAUCUUGAGUCGGACGACCCUGUGGCACCAUCUUUUCGCUGUGAUCAGAAUUCGGUACCAAUCCUUGGGGGCUUUAAUCAAUGCUGGAAGCAACCUGAGCGUUCAUCUUCGCCGAGAUCACCUGUAGCCUUGGGGUCAUUGUACCAGAAACCUUCUUAUUAUCCUAACAGGAGCGUUCAAGUCAAGUAA